AACAGAAUUUCAACGAAUACAACGCACAGGAUAUUGUAUAUGCAGAACAGUAAACAAAAAUGGCUACCGCUACGAUGAAAGAAAUUGUUGCGUUGUAUCAAAAUUUAAAACGUAUAUGGGAUAGUAAGCCACAAAAUUUAGAAAAGUCUGGAGAACUUCUUUCCAGACUCAAGUUGUCACUCACCCAAGUUGCAUUUCUACCAACAACAGAGGCGUCAGUGACUAAGCAAGAAUUGCUAAUUGCUCGAGAUAUACUUGAAAUUGGAGCACAAUGGGCUAUUGCUAAAAAGGAUAUUCCAGCAUUUGAAAGAUACAUGGCCCAAUUAAAAUGCUAUUAUAUGGAUUACAAGGAUGACCUUCCAGAGUCUGCAUUCAAAUACCAGCUUUUAGGACUGAACCUUUUGUGUCUACUUUCUCAAAAUCGAUUAGCAGAAUUUCACACUGAACUGGAACGGUUACCUGUAAAGGAGAUUCAGAAUAACAUUUAUAUCAAACAUCCAGUAAGCAUGGAACAGUAUUUAAUGGAGGGAAGUUACAAUAAGGUUUUUCUAGCCAGAGGAAAUGUUCCAGCAGACAACUAUAACUUCUUCAUUGAUAUUUUACUGAACACAAUCAGAGAUGAAAUAGCAGGGUGCAUAGAAAAAGCAUACAACCGUAUUGGUCUUAAUGAAGCUGCCAGAAUGCUUUUCUUUGAAGCCCAAAAACCAAUGAAGGAAUAUGCUACUCAGAGAAAAUGGAGAUUAGAGAAAGACUUUUUUCACUUUAUUCAUGAAGCUAAGGAUGCUGAUCACACCAUCCCUGCCAAAAUAUUAGCUACACAAACCAUUGAAUAUGCCAGAGAACUUGAAAUGAUAGUAUAAACUUUGAUGUUAAAGCCUUUUUCAUCUGUUUUAUUUAACAAAAUUUGACAUAUUUGAUUUGAAAGGAACUUUCAAUUUAAUAAAAAAAAUUUAAAAAGCUUGAGAUUGUAAAAUGUGACGGAUUGUGUUAAAUUUCAAACAAUGGAUUAAUUUUAAAAAGUGCAUCUGUAUAGCAUUAGAAGCAUAAAUAAGGACAUAAACAUUUUGAAAAGAAAAUAUGAUUGGUCAGUCUGAAAGAGUUUAGUGGUUUUUGUGUGAGUGAAGUUUUGUACAACAUGCAGGUUUUGAACUUAAUUUUAUUAAACCAGACAAUAAAAAAAAUGUUUAAUAGAUCAUGUUUGUUGUUACCAGUUCACAAAAAAAUACAUUAAAAACACCAAUUAUUUCUUUAUGUACCGGUAUGAUUUAUUUUUUCUAUAUGUAUAACAAUCCAAACACUAUGACAACACAUGUAAUUGAGAUCAGGCCAAAAUGAAGUUAGAAAGUCAGUCCGUGCACAUUAUUAUUGUGAUGGUUAAAUAAACUAUUCUGUAAAUCUCUUGAAUACAUGUGACAUUUAACAAAUAUUUCCAAAAAUUGCGUUUUGUCUUGAGGAACAUUGAUAGAUGUUUUAUUUAGACAUAAUAGUCUAAUAAACUGAAUGCAGUUGUUCAAGAAAAUGCAGUUUAUUAAUUUUAGUUUGAGAAAAUAACAGUCAAAAUGAUUUAAUCAACUAUCAUAUUUUAUUUCAAUACUGAGC
Molecule: messenger RNA, 1599 nt
Organism: Physella acuta
Lineage: Eukaryota; Metazoa; Mollusca; Gastropoda; Physidae
Product: 26S proteasome non-ATPase regulatory subunit 8
Biological process (GO): proteasome-mediated ubiquitin-dependent protein catabolic process
Cellular component (GO): nucleus; proteasome regulatory particle; cytosol
Source: RefSeq, a predicted model, not a curated record